Penicillium canariense is the source of this 4500-nucleotide messenger RNA. RefSeq lists its product as uncharacterized. Gene Ontology annotation, biological process: nucleoside metabolic process. Gene Ontology annotation, molecular function: catalytic activity; protein binding. The record is from RefSeq and is a predicted model, not a curated record. The coding region runs from base 1 to 4500 and encodes 1499 amino acids. Lineage: Eukaryota; Fungi; Ascomycota; Eurotiomycetes; Eurotiales; Aspergillaceae. The transcript is spliced from 4 exons.
AUGGGUCAUGAAAAACUCACUCACGAUGCCUACACUGUCGGGUGGGUGUGCGUAUUGGAAUGCGAAUUAAACGCCUCACGAGCCUUGUUUGACAAGGAACAUGAAAGGCUCCCAGCUGCCGAAAAGGAUGACAAUAUGUACCUCCUCGGGGAGAUGGCAGGGCAUAACGUGGUCAUCGCAUUUCCAGCCGUAUACGGGGUCGGAGCUGCGGCACAAACCGCAACGAAUAUGAUCCGCACCUUUCACAGUAUCCGUUUCGGGCUGAUGGUAGGCAUUGGGGGUGCGGCUCCGAACCCCUCCCACUUUGGAAAGCCCGCUGAAGAUAUUCGAUUGGGGGAUGUGCUUGUAAGUCAACCGAAGGGAGAUCAAGGUGGAGUGGUCCAUUAUGAUCUAGGGCAGCGAAAAGCCGAUGGAAAGCUUCAUAAGAGGUCCCACCUAAAUAAACCACCGACGAUGCUGUUAAAUGCGAUGAAGUUGUUAAGGUCAGACCACCUUUUCGGUGGGGGAGAGAUGAAUCGCUAUAUCACCGAUGUCGCCCGGCUUUCCGAGAAACGGGAGGUUUUUCAGGCUUAUCAAUUUCCUGGGAGGGACAUUGAUCGUUUGUACCAAGUAGAUUAUGACCACGAGGGCGAAGAAGACUGCACGCACUGUGACGUGAAUUUGACUGAAACCCGCGCUCCUAGGAACUCUGAUGGACCCGUGGUGCACUACGGGUUGAUCGCAUCGGGGAACGCAGUCAUAAAGGAUCCUCGGUAUAGAGAUGAACUGCGUAAGGCCUGGAAUGUGGCAUGUUUUGAGAUGGAGGCUGCAGGGCUCAUGGAUAACUUCCCUUGUUUGGUUAUCCGGGGAAUUAGCGACUACUCCGACACGCACAAAAACGAUAUCUGGCAGCCAUAUGCGGCGGUAGCAGCUGCCGCAUAUGCCAAAGACCUGCUUCGCGUGAUUCUUCCGCAGGAGGUUCACGCGGCGAAGGUUGUGGAAAUGAAAGAAGUAUUGGACGUAUUAUCAAAUAUCCAGACGAGUGUAUCCAUAAUUGGCUCAUCGGUAACCGCCACCCAGGAAAAUGAGCUACUCAUCUGGCUGUCAUCCAAGGACUAUGGCUCUGAACAGACAGACAACCUAAGCCAACGUCAAGAAGGAACCGGGACGUGGCUGCUGGAAACGACCGAAUUCCAAGAGUGGAUAGGUGAAAGAAAUAAGACCGUCUAUUGCAGAGGAAUGCCUGGCGCGGGAAAGACGGUCAUGACAGCGGUGGUAGUGGAUCAUCUGCGAUCACGGUUUGAGGGCAAUCCUGCUGUGGGUAUUGCGUGCAUAUAUUGCAGCGUUCAAAAUGAGGCAGAGCAAACCCGCAGCUGUAUCUUUCUGAGCUUACUGAGGCAACUCGUCAGACAGCUGGCGUACACCCCUGAGAUGGUCAACAGUAUGUACAAUCGUCAUAAACGAGCUGGUGAUCGACCGAGUUUUCGCGAAAUAGCGGAUGCUUUACAGGACACGAUCUCUCAUUUCCGACGGACCUUUAUUGUGGUCGAUGCUCUCGAUGAGUUGCUGCUGUCGGAAAGCCCACCAAAGCAGCUUGUUCGAGACAUCUUCACCCUUCAAGAAAAAACCAAAAUUAACAUCUUUGCUACCUCUCGUUUUGUCCCAGAGAUUGCAGGUGAAUUCAAGCAAAGUAUAUUGAUCGAUAUUCGGGCAGCAGAAGGUGACGUUGUGCGGUUCUUAAAGUCGCAUAUUAGGGAGUUACCGGCGUUUGUCUCCGAAACCCCGGGGUUGGAGGAUGAAAUCAAGACUGGAAUCAUCGAGGCUAUCGAUGGAAUGUUUCUCCUCGCUAAGCUGCACUUGACCACAUUGCUGGAUAAAAUAUCCAUAAGGGACGUAAAGGACACGCUUAAGAGCCUUCCUAGAGGCUUCGAUGGCUACGAUAAAUCGUACUUGGAAGCCAUGAACAACAUUCACAGUCAAAGGCAGGGUUUGCGCGAACUUGCUUUAAAGGUCCUCUCCUGGAUUUGCUGUAGUCGGCGACUCCUCCUCGCGACAGAGCUUCAGCAUGCGUUAGCAGUGAAAGAGAAGCAUACAGAGUUCGAUCAAAUGAGCGUUCCAGAUAUGGGCCUGAUGGUGAGCGUCUGCAAAGGUCUAGUCAUCGUGGAUGGGGAGCAGGGGACAAUCCGCUUGGUUCACUACACAACGCAGCAGUACUUCGAGCGGACAUGGGGAGAAUGGUUUCAUGAUGCACACGAAAGAAUCGCUGAGACUACUCUCAGGUAUUUAACAUUUGAUAACUUCGACAGUGGCCCCUGCCCGACCGGCAUGGCAUUCAUGGCACGACUGGACCAAUAUGCAUUGUACGAUUACGCGGCGCGGAAUUGGAGCUACCACGUACGAACCGCGUUGUUUGAGGAGACAUCCCUGGUGCUGAAACUUCUGGAGGACGAGAACUGUUUAUCUAGCUCAGCCCAGGCCAUGUUCGCCGAACGCAGCCAAGCACGCAGUGAGCGCAGUCCUCGAGGAAUGACGGGACUCCAUGUUGCUGCGUAUUUCGGGCUUGAGAAGACUGUGCGGCUCUUGCUUUGCAAGUUUCGCCCUGAUGUGAAGGAUAGUUCUGGCCGAACACCUCUACUUUGGGCCUCUGCUCAUGGACAUGCUGCCGUUGUGGAGGCAUUAAUUGAGAAUAGCCUGGUUGAUCCGGACUGUGAAGAUGACGACGGCCAAACCGCUUUGUUCCUGGCUGCGGAUAAUGGGCACGGAAAGAUUGUGGAUCUGCUCAUGCGCCGCAGAGUUGACUUCAACCAUAUGGAUGCUGCAAAACAAACACCUCUGUGUUUAGCCGCGUCUAACGGGGAUGAAGAGGUGAUAAAGGUUUUUCUUCUCCACCAAGUCGAUGUCAACUGCGAGAAUGGCGAUGGAGAAACUCCACUCGUAUCAGCGGCAGGCCAAGGACAUGCUGGAACCGUGGAGCUACUUUUAAACUCCAGCUCCCCGCCGGCGAUUGACGAUCGAAAUAUAGCGCUCUCUCGCGCAGCUUCAAAUGGUUUUACCGCGGCGGUGAAAGUCCUCCUGGAACAUGGUGCCGAUGCGGAUCAUCGGGAUAGUACUGAGAACACGCCGCUGUUAUCUGCCGCAAAAUAUGGCUAUGAAGAAGUGGUAUCUCUCUUUCUCAGUCACCAAAAUGUCAAUCCCAACCCUGAAAACGCCCAGGGGCAGACAGCAUUAUCAUUGGCGGCCGGGGGAGGACAUCAGAAUACGGUGUGCCUCCUCCUCGGUGAUAGUCGUGUGAAUCCUGACCACAAGGACAAGAAAGGACUGACUCCUCUUUCGCUCGCCGCAUUUUGGGGGCACAAAUCGGUAGUGAAACUAUUUUUGGAAAUUCCCCGAGUCAACGCUAACCACACGGAUUCUUUUGGUAUCACCCCCCUGGCUCUUGCAGCACAGAAUGGGCAUGAAGAAGUUGUGAGACGACUACUUCGGAAUGCUACAGUUGACUCGGACCCGCAUGAUCUAGACACUGGCAACACACCACUAGCAACAGCUGCCCAAUACGGACGCGCCUCCGUGGUGGAGCUUCUGCUUACAAUACCGGGUGUAGACCCAAAUUCCAAGAAUACUAAGGGGGCCACUCCCCUAACCCUUGCUGCACGGGAGGGAUGGGCAGAUGUCGUCGAAGUGCUGCUUCUCGAUGACAGGGUGGAUUCCAACCAUAGGAACGAAAGUGGCCGAACCCCUCUCUCUUGGGCUUGUGGACGCGGCCAUAACGCCGCGGUUGAACGUCUUCUUGCCGUGGAAAGUGUAGACCUCAAUGUACCGGAUGGCGAAGGACGAACGCCCCUGCUAUGGGCUGCUUCGGGUGGCUCUCCGACUAUCGUGGCUCAAAUCCUCUCAACGAGGAAGGUUGUUGACCUUGAUUGUAAGGAUAGUAAUGGCCAAACCCCACUUUGCCGUGCCGCAGAAACCGGAGGCCUUGCAGUGGUGGAGAUACUCCUCAGUGAAGGUGCUGACGCAAACGCUGAGGACAAGGAUAGGAUGACCCCGCUGAUGCGGUCGGUGGAGAAUGGCCAUUUGGAAGUGGUAGAAGCCCUCCUGACCGCGGGUGCUUCUCUGGCAGGAGUAGACCAAGAUGGCCGCAAUCCACUGAUCAUCGCUGUUGAGGCGGGACGAGGAGCGGUGGUCGAGAUGCUGCUGAACGAUGCCGGGCUGGAUCCUGAUGCAAGCGGAGAGUAUGGUCUCACCCCGCUGGAGCUGGCUGAGGAAUGCGGCUGGGAUGAUAUCGUGAACUUGAUAGAAGUAUCACACGAAAGGGGUCGGAGUCCCACAGAUCGGAAUCUGCCCCCUCGGGCAUCUUUCGGAGCAUCACUAGCAGCUGCCAUUGGAUUGUCUAAUUUCAGACUGGGCUGGAAUUGGGAAAGGAAAUUGCAAGGUGUUUUGUCAUAUCAAGGUGAAAUGACAGAGACUGAGCCGAAAAUACAAAUGUUGGCCAGGUCACAUUCCCAAAUCUCGCUUGAUAACUGA